AAAACCAAUUCAAAUUUCCGAGGCAAAGAUCGAUCUAAAUCCCAAAAAUCCCUCGCUUAUUAGUUAUUACUACUAAUUAGUUCAUUAUUAUAUAUCCGUCCCGCCACGCAUGGUUUAUCGCAUCUGCUUCCGAAACCCUAAAAAAAAAUUUCAAUCGCGGAUCACCAUCACGAAUGGAGUCCCAAUUUCCGAUCGGAGCACCGGUUGAGAUCACUAGCGACGACGUCGGUCAUCGCGGCGCGUUAUUUCUGGGAAAAAUCGUCUCCCCAGUCUCAUACGACAACAAAUUUGAGGUUGAAUACGAGACGAAGAUGAACGAGACAGGGCAACCAUUGCGAAAGCGGGUUCAUGUCGGGCUCUUGAGGCCGCCGCAGCCGAGUGAGACUGACCGAGAUUUCGAAUUUGGAGAUUUAGUUGAUGCAUUCUUUGUCGGUGCGUGGUGGGAAGGAUCAAUCACAAAGGUAUUGGACGAUUCCAGGUAUGUCGUUUAUUUUAGGUCCGUUAGGUCGGAGUUCGAGAUUCGGAAGUCUAAUAUGAGGCUUCAUCGUGAGUUGGUCAAAGGAAAUUGGGUUUCUCAUCUCCAAAAUCAGGGAAAGGCAAGUGCAAUGGAAGAAAAGGUUGGCCAAACGAUGAAAACUAGAAAUUUCAGAGAAGGGACACUAGUUGAAGUUAGUAGUAAUGAAGAUGGGUUCCAAGGUUCCAGGUUUGUUGCAAGAAUUGUCAAGGAAUUAGGCAAUUGCAAAUUUAUGAUUGAAUAUCAAUGUUUAACGACCGAGGAUGAUGGAGAGCUUUUGAUGGAAAAGGCUCAUAUCAAGCAUAUAAGACCUAUUCCACCGAGAAGAGUGGUACAAGGUUUCAAAUUGAAUGAAAAAGUUGAUGCUUUAUACAAUGAUGGGUGGUGGGAAGGUGAGAUCAUAAAUGUUCUUCCAAAAAACUUUUACAUUGUCUAUUUUGAAGGCACCAAUGAGCAACUGAAAUUUCAUCUCUCCAAGUUGAGACCACACCUAGAUUGGAUUGAAGAAACAUGGGUGACGCCUUGCAAGCGUUAUGAGUAACUCUUCAACUUGGAGUUUUGCUGAAACGGGGGCUAUGGAGCUGCUACAUGUUCUACUAAUACGCAGGCAACUGUGUGGAAUGAUGGGUUUACUUUACUAUUUUGGGUUGUUGUACAGGACGACGAUAUCGAAUGAAACGAAAGCAACAGUAGUUGCUAAAUGUUCUAUUAAUACGUAGACAAUUGGGUAGAACGAUGGGUUUACCAUUCAUCAUCGUUGUAAAGGACGUUGAUCCCAUAUUGAGCUUAUUGUUGGAGAAGAUAAUGAAUAUAUUGCUCGUAUAGCUUAUCCCUUAGAC
Molecule: messenger RNA, 1353 nt
Organism: Tripterygium wilfordii
Lineage: Eukaryota; Viridiplantae; Streptophyta; Magnoliopsida; Celastrales; Celastraceae
Product: protein AGENET DOMAIN (AGD)-CONTAINING P1-like
Exons: 3
Coding region: 174-1055 (293 amino acids)
Molecular function (GO): transcription corepressor activity
Source: RefSeq, a predicted model, not a curated record